Messenger RNA from Lymnaea stagnalis (great pond snail), 1536 nucleotides. The record is from the annotation of a GenBank genome assembly. Lineage: Eukaryota; Metazoa; Mollusca; Gastropoda; Lymnaeidae.
AUGUUAUUUAUUAAAACUUCUUUUGAAACAGGUCUUUUCUCUGUAAUAAUGAGAGAUCUGGCCAACAUGUCAGGAGAUGGCCCCAAGUGGAUUGUCUUAGAUGGAGACAUUGAUCCAAUGUGGAUUGAGUCUCUCAACACUGUCAUGGAUGACAACAAGGUUAUCUAAGAGAACUGUUGUAAAUAGUCAUAAAAGUGUUGGACUGCGAUUGAGCUUUCACAUAGAUUAAUAAGAGACUAACAAUUUGUGUAAAUAACACAAUAUAGGUUGAGAUUUAAUAAUGGUCACACAGAAUACAAAUGUAAACGUUUCAGCAAAUGUCUUCAUCACUUCAAAAAAAAAGCAAAAAAAAAAAAGCAUUCAUAAGAUAAAUUAAAGCUACAUAUGUAUCUAAGUUAAAAAACGAGAGAAAAGAAUAUGAGUGGUCAUAAGUCACUGACACAAAGUUCAGAAGAAUUGAAAGGAAGGGGGUGGAAAGAAAUAUUUAAUUUUUUAAAAAAUUGAUUUUUAAAAAAAAACAAUCAUUCAUAAUUAUUUUUAUCCUGGGCUAUGGUUGGCUGAUUAACAUGAUAUCAGUGUUUAAAUAAACUUUAAAUAUUGCUGUUAAAAUUUGAUGCUGCAGUAGAAACACCAGUGUAAAAGUUUUAGUGUUUUGUUUCAUUUAUUUGAACUCAUGCUUAGCAUUUAAUGUCUUAAGACUGCACAGGUGCUUCACUGGCUUGUGAAGGCCUUGCAAACAAAUACAGCUACAUUGUUGUCAAACAAUUUAGAAUGAUGCUAUUUACUCUGAAGUAAGCUUACGGUAAUUAAAUUUCACAUGCUAUACAUAGAGAAAAUGCUAUUUGUUAAACUGACCUGGACAUUUAACAAGUCUUGUAUUUUAGGUGCUCACUUUGGCCAGCAAUGAACGUAUUACAAUGACCAGGUCAAUGCGACUCUUGUUUGAGAUUAGCAAUCUGAAAACAGCCACCCCUGCCACAGUGUCCCGUGCUGGGAUCCUCUUCAUCAACCAAAAUGACAUUGGUUGGAAUCCGUGAGCUCAUUUCUCAUUAGUAUUUCCUGAACAAUUCAUGGAGUUAUUUUAAUUUUAAAAAACUAUAACAUACUCGUACACUUUGAAAUGAGGAAGUGGGGUUUACAAUUUUGCAAAAUAUAAUUUAACUGCAAGACUGUACAGUGAAUAUUUGAGGCCACGCGGUAUCUCUAUUGCCUGGGUUGGGAAUGGGGUUGGGGGGGGGGGUCCUUUACAUUUCUUACUUGUUGUAUCAAUAUACAUACAAAUCCAUAAUGAACGAAAUAGCCUGAAAGGGUAUUUAAAAAAAGGCUCUUUUAAUUGUAUUUAUUCCAGUUAUUUGCCUUUUCAGAUAUGCACAGAGUUGGAUUGACAAGAGAGAGGUUCAGCAAGAGAAAGCCAACCUGACAAUAUUGUUUGAUAAAUAUGUGGGGUCCAUACUGGACUGUCUGAGAAUUCGAUUUAAGAAAAUAACACCAAUACAAGAAAUAGCACAUGUGCAGGUAAAUUUAUUAAAAUGUUAG